Molecule: messenger RNA, 2948 nt
Organism: Nothobranchius furzeri (turquoise killifish)
Lineage: Eukaryota; Metazoa; Chordata; Actinopteri; Cyprinodontiformes; Nothobranchiidae
Gene: mapk9
Product: mitogen-activated protein kinase 9
Biological process (GO): protein phosphorylation; JNK cascade
Cellular component (GO): nucleus; cytoplasm
Molecular function (GO): ATP binding; JUN kinase activity
Source: RefSeq, a predicted model, not a curated record
AAUGACGUCACUCGGAGCUCGAGCUCUGCUUGUUGGUGGUGCUCCGUCCGUUCCUCUGUGCUGCAGUUGGAGUUAGCUUAGACAACGGCGGACGGUCUCUUUAGUCGUGACACCCGGGUUGGUGGUUUUUCCGUAACUUUUCAGACUCACGGUUGUCCCUGAAGGACCGUGAGAGACUUUAAUCUGUGUUUUGGAUGUAUGGGAGCUUCCUGGGAGCAGCGACGGGAGAAGACUGUGCCGGUGGUCCUGAUUGUUCAGCAGGAUGAGUGAGGCGGACGGACAAUUCUACAGUGUUCAGGUGGGAGACUCCACCUUCACUGUGCUGAAGCGCUACCAGCAGCUCCGUGCUAUCGGCUCCGGGGCCCAGGGCAUCGUCUGUUCUGCUCUAGAUACAGUCCUCAGCAUACCAGUGGCAGUGAAGAAGCUCUGUCGGCCCUUCCAGAACCAGACCCAUGCCAAGCGGGCCUACAGGGAGCUCGUUCUACUCAAAUGUGUAAACCACAAAAAUAUCAUCCGUCUGAUCAAUGUGUUCACGCCUCAGAAGUCUCUGGAGGAGUUCCAAGACCUGUACCUGGUGAUGGAGCUGAUGGAUGCCAGCCUGUGCCAGGUGAUCCACAUGGACCUGGACCAUGAGAGGAUGUCCUACCUGCUCUACCAGAUACUUUGUGGCAUCAGGCAUCUUCACUCCGCUGGCAUCAUCCACAGAGAUCUGAAGCCCAGUAACAUUGUGGUGAAGUCUGACUGCACCCUGAAGAUCCUGGACUUUGGUCUGGCCAGGACGGCGUGCACUAACUUCAUGAUGACUCCUUACGUGGUGACCAGAUACUACCGUGCCCCGGAGGUCAUCCUGGGCAUGAAGUAUAAAGAGAAUGUGGACCUGUGGUCAGUUGGCUGCAUAAUGGCUGAAAUGAUCUCUCACAAAGUCCUCUUUCCUGGAAAGGACUACAUCGACCAGUGGAACAAGGUGAUUGAGAUUCUGGGCACGCCCAGUAUAGAGUUUAUGAACCGGCUGAUGGAGACCGUGAGGAACUAUGUGAUGAACAAGCCACAGUAUCCUGGCGUCAGCUUCGCGGAGCUUUUCCCAGACUGGGCAUUCCCCUCAGAGUCCGAACAUGAUAAACUGAAGACGUGCCAAGCCCGGGACUUGCUUUCCAAGAUGUUGGUUAUCGAUCCUGAAUGCCGUAUUUCUGUAGAAGAAGCGCUCCAUCACCCUUACAUCCACGUGUGGUACGAUCCCGGAGAGGCAGACGCGGUGAGGAGGCUGAUGGGGAAACGUUUUAUAAAUGCAGCAGCUAUAAAUGGGAUUAUUGUGAUUGAUACAUGUCCUUUUGUCUCUCAGCCUCCUCCCCAGAUUUCAGAUAAGCAGCUGGAAGAGAGAGAGCACACCAUAGAGCAGUGGAAAGAACUCAUUUAUGAAGAGGUGAUCGACUGGGAGGAGAGGAACAAGAACGGUCUGAUGAAAGAAGACAGCUCAGAUGCGGUGUCUGCCUCCACCUCCCAGUCCUCCUCUGCCAACGACAUCUCAUCCAUGUCCACGGAGCACACCUUGGCGUCAGACACAGACAGCAGCAGCAUCGACACGCUGACUGGUCCUCUGGAUGAGAGUCAGUGAGCUCCACCAUCGGCCCUCCCCUAGCAGUCCUCUGACCAAUUUACAAAAUAUGUCUCAGCCAUCUUCCGUUUUCAUCCCCAGAUCGGGUUUAAGCCUCUGUGAAAAGAUUGUUUGGGACUGAAGCCAGGAGGUCUAACCCAUCUGUUUCCUCUUCAUGUUCUUGUUGAAUGUUAAUCUUGAUCAAGUACACGCUCUUUGGUGUUUGCUUCCAUAUUGUUUUCAGGAGUAGCUUCACAGUGCUGCUGUAUUUUAAUAGUUUUAUUUUUUUAGCUGGAGGUUUUUAUAAUCCACAGACGUCAGCUGCUCUCGUGCAUGUUACGCCAAAAAGAACAAACACUUAUCAACCAUAUCCGGUCGAUCAAACACGGAUCUCAAAUGAUGGUUUUCUGCUAGCGUGUUAAAAGUAUCACAGGUUCCAACUGUGGGGCUUUUGGCACAUCUGCUCGUUUAUAAACUGGCUUGUGUGAUGUGGAUUAUGAGCUUUUACUCCCAACAGCUAGGAGGUGCUGUGGCUUCUGUGUGAUAUGACGUACUGUAUGUAAUGACGUCAUACAAGUUAAAGAGCCAGAACAGGUGCGCCCGUCCUCUUCGCAGGUAGAAACCUUACGGUACCACCUGUCACCUGAUCCUAAACCUGUAAAUCUAAAUGAGGCAUAACUUUUUGACAUGUAUUUAUUUUUUGAUUUUCUCAUGCUAAAUUUUGCACACAAACCACACUGAAGCCCAAGAAACAUAGAGGCUUCCUGUUAAAGCAUUUAAUGGAUGAAUUAAAGCAUGGGCCACUCUUCUCUAAAUCAUUCCCUUUAGUGCUGGAAAAAAUAAAUCAUAACAUCUAAGAACACGUAGAUGACCAGAAUCAUGUUCCACCUGCAUGAAGGCAUGGCACCUAUAAGGAAAACGGAUCAGUGAACACAUUCAGGUCCGAUUUACUUUCAUGCUUUGUGGUUCCGAGAGCUUGACUGCAAAUUCUUGUUUUUACUUUUUUCCUGAAUUGUAAUUCUUUGUUUCUUUGUGAUAUCAAAAUGUACCUUUGAGACGGCGGUCGCUCUGUACACAAAGAGUCUGGAUGACGACUGUGGAAGAACCUUUGGAGCGGACUACAGAGCUGCUUUUUUCAGUGACUGAACAGAGACGCGACACAACGGAGUCACAAGGACUCGUGCAUCAUGUUGUACACAACCAUAACUUUAUUCUUUCUGUUAAGCCUUAAAUAAUUUGAUGAGUGGCCAAGUUCUCCAAAAGCUCAGAGAUGUCCGGUGUGAUCGCCAUGACAACAAUACUAUCAUCCCCCAGUCUUUCACCCCUACUCAGACUAAUAAAGUGGACUUCAGUGAGA